CGUGUGGCUGCCGAGGUGCGAAGGGGGCCAUAAAGUAUUUCUGAUCUUCUGAUUGGGCCUGAAUUAUCCUUCUGACCUUCGGUGAUGAAGUGCCGUCAGCUGACCGGCCUGCCUGGGGACGUCACGGGUGAGGUGUUAGGAUGGCUCACAGCAGACAGCUGCGGCGCACUGCGAGCCACUUCGAAAACCGUCGGCUGCCAUCUCAUCAGCGAGGCUUACCUGACGGCCCGGCUCGACACUGCCAUCUGCAACAAGGGCCUCAGUGGCGUGCUGACCUACAGAAGGCGCCCACAGACGGCCCGGGAAUACCUGGUGCAGCGUGUGACGGCCACCUGCAGCGUGUUUCUUCCCUGGCUGGUCCAUCUCGUCACCAUCCUCGCAGCUGUGGCGGCCCUCAUUGCUCUCUUUCGGGUGUGUGUGGCGGUUCCGACUGUCGCACGGACGUUCGUGGUCCAGCUGUUUGGACCGCGGUACUCGAUGCUGGUGCUCCCCGUGGUGUGGUUUCUUCUCAUCAGAGGAGGAUGCGCCUUUGGUACGGCUUUCGGCAACUUCCUGGGACGCCACCCUUCCCUGCGGGCAGCUGCACUGAGGCCAAUGCCCGCCUUCAGAUUCAUGGCGGCCAACAUCGCUCUCGCUGCGCGCCGUGCGUGGGCUAUGGUGACGUCAGCGGUCACGGGAUCAAGGGCCGACAGAAUGUACCUGUGGGGCGAGCUGCGCGGGGCGCUUCCCGACGGUGGCAAGAGCAUCAGCCAUCCUGAGUAUCUCUUGCGGCUCCUGUACGUCAUCGAGGAGGGCGGCCGUUGGGAGCGCUCCGUGCCGCUCAUCUACUUCAUCAAGAAUUCCCACCUCAUCCUCUCACUGCCCAUCAUCGUCUCGGCUGACGAUCUGCGACGAGUCGGCAGCAGGGCGGUGUUUGAUUCUCGGCCCGAUGCUGUGCGGCAGUACUCGCUCUUCAGCCACCGAUUCACGUGGAUGGCUCCGCACAGUCGUCUGAGCCGCGUCGAUGGGCAAGACCGCCUCGGGCCGCCGAUGAGGGCACACCCAAUGACCUUUCUGACCCCCGACACACUGCCUGCCAGCAUCCCCCUGGCCAUCGACUUCAACGCAUCGGACCCGCCCACUCAGUGUAUGUGAACCACGUCGACACACACACACACACCAGGAACACGCUCUCUCUCAUGCCUCUCUCUCUCUCUCUCUGCCUGUCUGUCUGUGUGUGUGUGUAGGUGUAUGUGUAGGAUGCAACCUGGGUUGCAACCUGGUAGCUGCAUCCUUCACGGACCAUGUCGUUCUAUCGCUCAGCCAUCUAGCCUCUGCGGCGUCUGACCCCUCUCUGCUACCUUACGACGCCACUGACGUGAUCCCGGUGGCCGACCAGCAGCGGCUGAAGGACAGCAUCGGCCAGGCGGGGCGCGCCAUCUGGAGAGGCCAUCGCCUGGUGGAUGUGUGUGACAGCGGAAGGGGUGGCCGGCGUGCGAAGAUGGCGAUCUUGUGUGGGUGCAAGGCGACCGAUGAGUUUGCAGUCCGUGUCGCGCUGGGGGGGUCAGGCAUGUGGGACGUUCUCGAGGUCAGCACGACGGAGCGGGUGGUGUGGGCAGGGAAGGGUGUGGCUGAAAGGUUUCCCCGCACAGCGGCAGUGCUCAUUGACGUGGUGGAAGCGCUGAGCGUGUGCGUGUAGAGCGAGCGCCCGACACUCACUCUACAGAGAGACAGAGAGACAGAGACAGGUGGUGUGUAUGCGUGCAGUGCACUCAGCGGCUGGCUGCAGUGCAGUGAGAGCAACUUCGCGUGUUCGUCGGUCGCUGCUCGUCAGAUUUGUGGAGGCAUAGUCUAUCGGUGUGGAGGACAGGAGGUCAUUAAGGUUUAUGGGUGUCUUUUCUCUCUGUAUCUAUCUAGCCCCAUUUGUAGCAUUGAUUGUACGUGUGUGUAUGCGCGUGUGAAUGCAUUUGUGUGUGUAUGUGUGUGUUGUUCUCUGUGCGGCAACUUUCUCGGUACUGCUUGCAUCCCUUUACUUGAAGGGCCUCAAUUAAUGCACUCACUCUCACAAUGAGCGAGCGCCAUCCAGGAUUGACU
This is a messenger RNA of Vitrella brassicaformis, 2073 nucleotides long. The record is from the annotation of a GenBank genome assembly. NCBI's taxonomy places the organism in Eukaryota, Vitrellaceae.